ACUAUAAUUAUACAUUUUUUAAAUGUCCUGCAUAUAUUUUUUUCUUGACAGCCAGACUAUUACCUAAAUAUUUCCUUUUGCCACAAACUCAAUUUGCAUGAUUGAAAGAGUCCCUACCAAUGUCAUUUCUCUUGUGUGACCUUCAUGCAGUAGUCUGUCGCAAAAGAUCCAGUCUUAAUAUUUUUGUAGCCUUACAUAGCCCAGAGGUCUGGAGCAGCAGAAUUGCAUCCCUUUUCAUCCCACAAACUGUAAGCUCCUGGGAGGACGCGUGGUGGCGCUGCAGGAUAAGAACGCACAACCGGUCUCCGCUGCGGCUCCAUUACCCGGCAGGACUUAGCAGCACAGCCUUGGAAGUCCACCGGCAGUUUGGGUGCCACAGAAAGGAGGGCUGUGUCCUUUGGGAAGGACUAGUCACUGGAAUGCUUCAGAGAUAUCUUGUGGAAUAGCCACAGACUCAGAUACUGGGGGCCCGUACAGGUUAGCAGAACCGUGCUCGCCAGAGGCUGCACCGAAUAAAAACAAUGGAGGUCAGCGGGAAGCUCAUUUGCAGACAAAGGCAAGUCUUUUUUCUCUUUUUCCUUUUGUGCUUAUCUCCAGGGGGCGCGUCGGAACUUAAGCGCUACUCUGUGGUGGAGGAAACUGAGGGCAGCUCCUUUGUAACCAAUUUAGCAAAGGACUUGGGUCUGGGGCAGGGGGAACUCUCCAGGCGGGGGGUGAGGGUCAUUUCCAAAGGGAACAAGCUACGUUUGCAGCUAGAUUCUGAGACCGGGGAUUUGUUGCUCAAUGAGAAACUGGACCGAGAGGAACUGUGUGGUCACACCGAGCCCUGUGUGUUUCGUUUCCAAGUGUUGCUAGAGAGUCCCUUAGAAUUUUUUCAAGCUGAGCUCCAAAUAAUAGACAUAAACGACCACUCUCCGGUGUUCCUGGAUAAAGAAAUGCUGUUGAAAAUAUCAGAGAGCAGUCCUCCUGGGACUUUGUUUCCUCUGAAGAACGCUCAGGACAUGGAUGUAGGGGAAAAUAAUAUCGAGAACUAUAUAAUCAGCCCCAGCUCCUAUUUUCGGGUCCUCACCCGCAAUCGCAGCGAUGGCAAGAAAUAUCCUGAGCUGGUGCUAGACAAGGCGCUGGAUCGCGAGGCAGAACCUGAACUCAGGUUAACCCUCACAGCCCGGGAUGGCGGCUCUCCGCCCAGGUCUGGAAGCACUCAGGUCUACAUCGAAGUGGUGGAUGUCAAUGAUAAUGCCCCUGAAUUUGAACAGCCUUUCUAUAGAGUGCAGAUCCCCGAAGACAGUCCCAUCGGCUUCCUGGUGGUAACGGUCUCUGCUACAGAUGCGGACAUAGGAGCCAACGGAGAGAUAACCUAUUCACUUUUCCAGGCUUCAGAUGAGAUUAGCAAGACCUUCGAGAUCAAUUCUUUGACAGGAGAAAUUCGACUGAAAAAACAAGUUGAUUUCGAAGCAAUUCAGUCCUAUGAAGUCAAUAUCGAAGCAAAGGAUGCUGGAAGCCUUUCUGGAAAAUGUACUGUUCUGACUCGAAUCACAGACGUGAACGACCAUGCCCCAGAAAUUACAGUGUCUGCAUUUACUAGUCCAAUCCCCGAGAACGCGGCUGAGAUUGUGGUUGUAGUUUUCAGUGUUUCGGAUCUUGAUUCAGAACACAAUGGGAAAGUAAGCUGCUCCAUCCCGGAUGAUUUACCCUUCUUCCUGAGAUCUUCUGAGGAGAACUUCUACACCUUAGUGACAGAGAGACCACUGGACAGAGAGAGCCAAGCCGAGUACAACAUCACCAUCACCGUCACCGACAUGGGGACACCCAGGCUGACCACAGAGCACAGCAUAACAGUGCUGGUCUCCGACGUCAACGACAACGCCCCCGCCUUCACCCAGGCCUCCUACACCCUGCUGGUCCGCGAGAACAACAGCCCCGCCCUGCACAUCGGAACCAUCAGCGCCACAGACGCAGACGCGGGCACCAACGCCCAGGUCACCUACUCGCUGCUGCCGCCCCACGACCCGCAGCUGGCCCUGGCCUCGCUGGUGUCCAUCAACGCCGACAACGGCCAGCUGUUCGCGCUCAGGUCGCUGGACUACGAGGCCCUGCGCGCCUUCGAGUUCGGCGUGCGCGCGGCAGACCGCGGCUCGCCCGCGCUCAGCAGCCAGGCGCUGGUGCGCGUGCUGGUGCUGGACGCCAACGACAACGCGCCCUUCGUGCUCUACCCGCUGCAGAACGGCUCUGCCCACUCCUGGGCGCUGCCCGAGGCCGCCCCGGCGCAGGCGCAGGCCGACUCGCUCACCGUCUACCUGGUCAUCGCGCUGGCGGCGGUGUCGUCGCUCUUCCUGCUGUGUGUGCUGCUGUGCGUGGCGGCGCGGCUGUGCAGGAGGGCCAGGGCGGCCUCGCUGGGGGGCUGCUCGGUGCCCGAGGGCCCCUUCCCGGGCCACCUGCUGGACGUCAGCGGUACUGGGACCCUGUCCCACAGCUACCAGUAUGAGGUGUGUCUGAGGGGAGGGACUGGGACCAGUGAUUUCAAGUUUCUGAAGCCAGUCUUACCUGAUUUCCAGGGUCAUUAUCUUGGGUCAGAAAUGGAAGAAAACUCAAUCUGUAGAAAUGACUUCGGUUUAAGCAAUUAAGAUACUCGUUUUUUCUUAUGCCACAUUUACUUUUUGUGAUAAAUUCAAAGCAAUGGUUUUGCUGUUAUCCUGUUGUGAAUUUUUAAAUUACACUAAACUUGCCUGCAGGAUUUCUAACGUAGUUGUUUCUUUUUUAAAAAAUAAGAUCCUAGGCCAACUUCUUGGCCUUGUGGUUGAGAGUACGUAUCCCUCAUUGCCUACACAGCUGUUGAUCUUGAACUCUGCUGUUGAGAAAUACAUUGUGUGUAUUCAUACGU
Molecule: messenger RNA, 2881 nt
Organism: Tupaia belangeri chinensis (Chinese tree shrew)
Lineage: Eukaryota; Metazoa; Chordata; Mammalia; Scandentia; Tupaiidae
Product: protocadherin beta-13
Exons: 2
Coding region: 522-2624 (700 amino acids)
Biological process (GO): homophilic cell-cell adhesion
Cellular component (GO): plasma membrane
Molecular function (GO): calcium ion binding
Source: RefSeq, a predicted model, not a curated record